CCAAGAAAGGUGGAGACUCCUGUUCAACUUCCUGCACAAUACUCUUGAAGCACCGCCAGGAGAGAAGAAGGGUGGCUGCUGCUUGGGCAAGGGCGAAUGGAUAUACAGCUCUCACCCCCCCCACCCCUAAUUACAAUCACAUCGUAGUUGUUAACCGUUUAUACGCCUUUCUACCUGGCUUGUAGCUCGCUAGCUAUAGCCGCGAGCCUGCUGAAUAAGCGAUUGGCAACGUUUGAUAGCAAAGGCGGUUCGAAGGAGAGGAAUGGAGGUUGUUGUGGAGUUUGACUACGAAGCGCUCCAUGAAGAUGAGCUGACCUUGCGAAAGGGGGAUCUCAUAAAGAAUGUGUGCUGCAUACAAGAGGAUGGCUGGAUGGAGGGAGAUCUCAACGGGAAAAGGGGGCUCUUUCCUGACAACUUUGUUAAGGAAAUAAAACAGGAGGCCAAGGAAGCAAGAACUGACAACAAAGAGGAAUAUGCUCAGCCUCUGAAGAGAGAGAAGUCUGUUGGGAAUGUUGCCAACUUGGUUCAGAGAAUGAGUACCAUUGGUAUCCCAACAGGUGGUUUCCAGCCACGACCAGCUCCCACAAAAAAGCUGCAGAAGAGACGCUGCAAAGUGAUCUUUGAGUAUCAGCCUCAGAAUGAAGAUGAGCUGGAAUUAAAAGUUGGAGAUAUUGUAGACAUCACUGAAGAGGUUGAAGAGGGUUGGUGGAGUGGCGUCAUUAACGGCAAGUCAGGGCUCUUCCCGUCCAACUUUGUCAAAGAGGUGGAAGUAACGAAAGAAGACGGAGACUCAAACGACAGUACGGCUGAUGAGGCUGAUGGACACGGUGUAGAAAACUCAGCAACCUCAUCCUCGCCCCAACCUGCUUCAGGCAAUGGAGCUAUUGUCCAGCCCAAAAAAAUCCAACGUAUCGGUUUUGGGGAUAUUUUCAAAGAAGGGUCAGUAAAAUCAAUGCUACGAAACCCCAAUCUGGAUACAGGAGAAAAAAAGGAAAAUCCAAUCCCUUCAUUACCAUCAGUUGCAAAGCCUUCCUUACCUAACAUGACAGAAUUGCAGAAGGGUGAUGGAGAGAGCAACUACAAAGCUAAAGAAUUCUGUAAGGUCACCUUCCCUUUUGAGGGUACAAAUGAGGAUGAACUGACUUUGCAUGAGGACGACAUCAUCUCUAUUAUAAGCAAGGACACAGGAGAGCCUGGGUGGUGGCGAGGGGUGGUUGGAAGCAAAGAAGGUGUCUUUCCUGACAACUUUGUUGUCAUGCUGUCAGAGACAGAAGAGGCUUUCAUUUCUAGAGGGUCGCGCAAGUCCUCACUGAAGCAAGACACUGAGGAGAAACCAAAGAAGCCACCUCCACCAUCAAAACAUAUAGCUCCCAAACCAGAGGUUCCCAGCGCUGACAAGAAGCCUCAUACUGUCAGGCCAGAGGACAAAGUUGACAAGCCGAUGCCCGAUCCAAAACCAUUUAAGCCUGCUGCACCACUCCCACCCAAAAAGCCAGUCCCACCUCCAGGCAAAGGCAAACAAGGGAGCCUCCCACCAAAGCGGCAAGACAAGCCUCUGACUCCAUCACCAAAUUUAAAACAUAAUGGGGAAGUGCAUACAUCUCGUCCAAAGCCUGACUUGGAGUUAUUACUUCCCCCGAAACCCAAAACACCCUCAGCAGACACAGGGGAGAAAUCCUUUGAAUCACCUCUAAUGAGUUUUGAUGAGGUGUCAUCUACCUCAGAAAAGCUCUCUCAUCCCACUGCGAACAGACCAAAGAUUACUGGCCGGAGGUUGCCCGCCCAAUUUGGUGGAGGACAAUCACCCAAGGAAUUUGUCGUGGAGAAAUUCUUCAUGAUGGAUGAGGAGGAUGGCGCCAAACUCAAGCCUGUAGAACCCAGAAAGCCUUCCACAUACAACCUGUCUCCUUCGCCGUCAUUCCACAAACCCGGUGUCGAGGCCAAACUCAGUCCAGCAGUGCCAAGCUCAAUUUCAGACAGCAGUUCUCAAGGAAGAGAAGAUCCCAAAUCCCAGAUGGAUGAUCUUAGAAGUCAGAUGAAGGAUCUCCUGCUCUCAGUGGAGCUGUUCAAGGCCCAGCAAAUGAAAGAAAUAACAGAGCUGCGUGCAGAGCUGGAUCAGGAAAGACUAAAGCGUGUGGCGCUGCAGGUAGUAUAUGAUCCCCGUAACAACACAUGCUGGGUUGUCUACAUUUAUUGCAUGCUUGAGUUUCAGGACAAAUAUUGAUGGAUUCACUAACAGGCAAAAACAAGAUAUACACAAUUAAUAAACUUGGAUGACCAUGGUUUAACAUUUGUGGAAUUAACUGUAAUCUAUUCAAAAUGUCCUUAAAUCAUGUUACUAAACUCAGCUGAGAUUCUUCUUUGCAAGGCAUAAUGCAGCACCCUUAUAAUUUCUAUGUUAUGGUGCUUUAGAUGCUUUCCAAUAGCAGGAUUCCUCCUCUUUCAUCCCCCAUAGUGGGGCUGGAGAAAAGAGAAUAUAUAAGUGUUGGUCUAACCUUAAAUCUGAGUGUUUUGCAUUCGGUGUCCUCGCAGAUGGAGCUAGAUAAACUGAAGAUGGCUGUCCACUCAACGUGAAGCUGAGCUCAGGGCAUGCUUCAAGGUCCAGCUGCUUGCCUGGCGACCAACGAGAGAGCCAGUUUUGGGUUAUGGCGGCGGAUGAGGAGGACCACCAACAGACAGUUUAAUGGGCAGAGAGAGGGUGCAAUCAUUUUGACAUCUACAAAUUCAAAUCCCCAUGUUUGUAAGAUUAAAAUUUUUGCACAUAUUUUUUGUUUUUAAGAUGGGAUGUAAUUAAAUUACAGAUGUAUAUGAUACUUUUUGUUUGCCAACACAAAAAAACGAGGCCUUACUUCAAACUACUGUGCUGACUUGCAUGUCUUCGUUUCACUCUCUCUUCCAUUCACUCCUGCGAUCAUCAAACGCCUCAUGACGGAAGGUCGCUCUCAGUACUACUGACUAUAUACAAAGCAGGGGAUCCUUGUUUCUACACCUAUGUUUCACUCUUUGUUUUUAAGCACAACUUUUCAAAAAAAAAAUUUGUUUUCUCUUAAUGUUUUCCUUGAAACAAAUCCUUUCCCUUUCCUCUUAACAAGGCGUCUACUGUAGCUGUAAUUUAAUUAUUCCUUGCAGCGCCUUUGAGGAAGCUCACUCUAUAUUUGACCUCUUUUUUUAUGCAUUUUCUAUCAUUCCUAUCCAGGGAAACACUACUGUGCCUGUCAAAAAAAGUUCUAAUUGUUGUUAUGGGAGCUUAACAUUUACCACAACUGUGUCUGAAAAUAUGGCAUCUCGAUAUUGUGCAUGUAUAUUUUUUAAACUUUAAUGACAUACUUUUGAGGGCCUCUUCUAUAGUUGUUAACUUUCAAUUUAGACUGGGAAUGUUCUAUGAAAUGUUGCUGCAACCAGCAUGAAAAACUAAAAAUGAAAGAAACGAACAAUAGAUUGCACCCUUCAUUUCUUAUGUUUUUCUGGCUCGUGCCUAAGCAUGAUAAUAAGAGCUCUUUUUGAUCAUCUCUGCAGCUUGCUUGCUUGUUCUACUCAGACCACCAUUCAAAUCCCAGGUGGUCCAUUCUACCUCUUCCUCUUAUCUAUCCCAUCUUUUGGGUUUCAAAGUGAACAAAAUAAGAUAUGUUGAAGCCUGUUUAUUGCUCAUCAAUUGUUCUUCUCUUUUUGUACAGGAGGUAGGUAUUGGGGCCACACUGAAAAAAUAUGAGGAAAAAAAGUCAGAUUUUUGUAAGUUUGAGAAUGAAGUAAUUUUAGCAAGUGAAAUUUAAAAUACGACUUGAGCCAAAACGAUAGUUUUGAGACCUGCGAAACGCUGUCUUUCGCUUAAGACCCACCAUGAAAUAACAUUUCUUCAAAGCAAGUCUUUUGUUUUUCAUAUUCAUAUUUAUGCACCCAAAUAUUAACUAUUUCAUUGUGUUUGGGAAACUAGCAAUAUCCUUAACAGCCACACAUUGUUUCAUCCUUUAUGCCCUUACAUUAACCCCCCCUCCAUCCCCCCCAUACAAAAUGUGACGGUUGUCAUAAAAUGAGAUGUUUUAUGUGUGUUUUUUUAAUGUAUUUUUUCAGCAUGCCCCUAAUACGCCUUCAUAUUUUGGGUUCGGGUUCACAUUCCAAGUAUUUGGUUCAAGAAAACUGGAAGAACACAGUAGAAGGUAGCAAUGAGCGAUUUUCUAUGGGAAAUUCAAAUCCCCGUUCCACAGACAUUUUUGGCAUUUGUAUAAUAAAAUCUACUCUGUUGUUAAAGACAAUCCUUCCUAAAUGGCUCUAGAAUUUGAAGUAACAAUCAGCCAGUGUGCAUUGGUCACCACCAGUUUAAAGUCUGUCAACAAUGAUUCAAUUAUGCAUGGUAUAUUGAGGUUCAUUGCCCUCAAAAAAAAAAAAAAAAAAUGCUACAAAAUAAACUGUACAGUUGCCCAAGUUUGAAUCCCAAAUUGUUGCAUGUUGUUUCGCACCCAUCCCUUUUUUCCAAAUCCAUUUUACAAUCAAUCCCUGCUGAAUUGAUUCUGAUUGGUGCUGUGCCAUACCUUUGAAACACCUCGUGGUGAUGUCACGGUGUAUCGAACUUUACCAUCAUUGCACAUUAAACCGUUUGAGUUGCUCAAUGAACUGUUAGUCAAUGUGACCUCUAACUGUAGAAGAUUGUCUUUGGCCUCAGCUUGUGUUGAACAUGUUAGCAAGAUGCCUGUUCACAAUAUCAGCAUCCUGUGUAAGCGAUAUGCUAUAGAUUAGACAAAGAUCAAUACCAUGACACCACCCCGCAGCUCACUCGAAACACCCCCUUUGGCCUCCUGUAAUGUGUACAACACAUGCUAGUACGGAUUCUUAUCAUAACUUUUUAUUUUAAAUCUCGCCAAUGUCUUAAAGAAGUUACUUCCAAAUCACCCUCAAGCGUUUGUGUUGCUGAUCAGCUUGAACACUUAAAAGUGUGAUAUUCAAUUGUCUUUUCUGUUUUCACCUGAAUGCUUUGACAAAGUUGUUGACGUCAAGUCUGACCUUCGAAAAGCAUUACACGCGAGCAUUAUGUCUGUGCCAGACAUGUUAUACAAUCUCCCUUUUCGCCUUUCGAUGGCAUGGCUGCUCUAUUUAAUAAUCACAUUGUGGGAAAGAGGGAUCAGGGAUAGCUGUUGAUGUAAUAUCUACUGCGGCUUUACUUUUAUGUACUGUACAUUCCAGCGAUUGACACCAAGAAACGAAGAAAUCUGCACAUUUAUCAUUUUAAUUUCUAAAUAAUUUUGUUUACAAGAGUUGUAUCCUUGCAUGAGCUGAGAUUCUUUUCAAAAAAAUAAAUAUAUUUACUGUCAAAAACA
This is a messenger RNA of Phycodurus eques (leafy seadragon), 5309 nucleotides long. It is a transcript of the gene cd2ap, whose product is annotated as CD2-associated protein. Gene Ontology annotation, molecular function: protein binding. The coding region runs from base 263 to 2224 and encodes 653 amino acids. NCBI's taxonomy places the organism in Eukaryota, Metazoa, Chordata, Actinopteri, Syngnathiformes, Syngnathidae. The record is from RefSeq and is a predicted model, not a curated record. The transcript has 18 exons.